This is a messenger RNA of Drosophila persimilis, 1369 nucleotides long. Its product is annotated as BTB/POZ domain-containing protein 9. NCBI's taxonomy places the organism in Eukaryota, Metazoa, Arthropoda, Insecta, Diptera, Drosophilidae. The coding region runs from base 58 to 849 and encodes 263 amino acids. The transcript has 4 exons. Gene Ontology annotation, biological process: adult locomotory behavior; modulation of chemical synaptic transmission; circadian behavior. Gene Ontology annotation, molecular function: protein binding. The record is from RefSeq and is a predicted model, not a curated record.
UUAAUUGCAAUUGUUACAGGUUAUUUGAGGAAACGAAAAAAAAAUCUAGCGACGAAAAUGAGCAGCCAGGCAAAUAAAGAUACCUCGUCGUCCCCGAAUUCCACUAAAGAAUACAUUAUCGACUACAGCGGCAGCCUCGUCGAGGACAUGGCCAGCCUCUGCAUGAACGAGCCCUACUCGGACGUGGAGUUCCUGGUGGAGAAUCAGCGGCUGCCGGGCCAUCGCAACAUUCUGGCGAUGCGUUGUGAGUACUUCCGCGCUUUGCUCUACGGCGGUUUGGCCGAGUCGAACCAACGGGAAGUUCCGCUGGAGGUGCCGCUUGAAGCCUUCAAGUUAAUCCUGGGAUAUCUCUACUCGGGGAAGAUGACUCUGUCCACACUGGACGUGGACACCAUUAUCGAUGUGCUCGAUUUGGCCCAUCUUUACGGGUUGCAGGCCGUCGAGUCGGGAAUAGGAAACUACCUGCAGCAGAAUCUUUCUGUCAGUAAUGUGUGCACGAUCCUGGAUGUCGCACGCCGCAACAAUCUCAACCAACGGGCUGAAGAAUGCCUAGAUUUCAUCGACUACAAUUGCUCCGAUAUAUUAAAACAUGAUUCCUUCGCACAACUGUCCAAGGAAUCACUUGAGGAACUCCUGCGACGGGACAAGUUGGCGGCUCUCGAAAUUGAUAUCUUUCGAGCUGUAUGCAAAUGGAGGGACAACCAUCCGAGCGAGGACUUCAAGACGGUGGCUGCGCUCGUACGUCUCCCGCUUUUGACUGCCCAACAGCUGGUGAAAGAGAGACUACACUCAACACAAAAAGCCAAGACCAAAUGGCAUUAUAGAGGCAGGCCGGCGGCCUCCUGUUGAUGACGUGAAAAGGAGGCAACAAUAUCAGAGACUUUGCCUGGGCCAUCAUCAAGUUACUUAAGUGAUUUCAAUUUAGUAAAUUUUUUACUGCCACAAGAAAGAAGGCACACCUUGGAGUAGAGAAACUCUGCUGAUGGCCAGAAAUAACAAAUAUUUGGGAAUAUAUUCGGCAGUCGAGGCAAUAGAUGCUCUUGCAAAAUCACAAAACUAUCUUUGGAACAACAAAUUUCUACAUAUUCUAAAUAUGAAAACGUUCUUCGAUGAUACGAUACGAUAUAGGGCUCUGAUUCGGGACUUUCCGACUUGUAAACGAUAACCAAAAAGGACAUUUUUUCAACCAAAUAUUAUUAGUUGUAUUUUCUUUUUAUUUGUACAUAUCGCCAUAUUUUCUCCCUUAUAAUGGAGAGAUACCCCCCUUUAAAAGGGUAUGAUGAAAAGAGAAAACAAAUUACAUAUUAAAAGAUGACCGGGGGAACAACCCGAAACCCCGAACACAACGAAAUGAGAAUGAAACUUUAUC